CUUUAAUCAAAUAAACAUAUUUCUCUAGGCAAACCCUUUCUCUUUCUGCUGUUGUAUUUCCAACUAGGAGCUUUUCACUGACAGUCAGCUUUGUGCUUCUGAAAUGGGAGUCAUUUUACUGUUGCAUAGCUACUAUAACACAUAGAGCUCCCUGCUCUCUCUCUUUGUUUUAGCACAACCAGAUAACAUUAACUUGUCAUCACAUAUAUUUUGAUUGUCUAGAUAGUGUUUGAAAUGUCCACCUUGACAUCGGUCUUAGAAUUAACAUAAGAACGGAUGGGAAAGCGUAAAAAUUGUCGUGUAUAUAUAUAUUUUUUAACGGUGCUGUGAUUGACGACCAGCUGGUUUCGGGGGGAGUGAUCAGAAGUCAUCAUAUAACACCCCAUCUUGCCAAAUGGAUGAUGAUCUGAAACCUCUGGAUUUCAUAAAGGACUUUCAAGAGUACCUGACACAGCAAACGCACCAUGUCAACAUGAUCUCGGGCUCUGUCGGUGGGGAGAUAGAGCCCGACCACCUCCAAGCUGCAUCUCUCCCAGACCGUGAUCAUCUCAAUGGGUCGGUGGAAGUCUCUCUGGACGACGGCUCUGGGCUGCUGGUGGACGGCUUCCAGAGGACCUUCGACGGCAAACUCAAGUGUAGCUACUGCAGCUACGCCAGUAAAGGCACCGCUCGCCUGAUAGAGCACAUCAGAAUUCACACAGGAGAGAAGCCUCACCGCUGCCAGCUGUGCCCCUUCGCCUCUGCCUACGAGCGCCACCUUGAGGCCCACAUGCGCUCCCACACGGGGGAGAAGCCCUACAAGUGUGACCUCUGCUCCUUCUGUUGCAGCGACCGCAGCAACCUGUCCCACCACCGCCGGCGCCGCCACAAGCUUUUACCCAUGAAGGGGGCGGGGCUGCCCGCCUUCCUGUCCAACAAGAAGAUGCUGAACGUCCUACAGAAGAAGAGUGGCAGCUCCCUGGGCCUGGGAGGCUACAGCAGACACCUCCUCAUCAACUUCAGCCCUCCCUCCAUGGUGGUGGGGAAACCAGACUACCUGAACCACGAGGUGUACGAGAGCGAUGUGAAGGACCAUGGGACUGGAGGAGGAGGAGCCAGCAGGGAUGUCAACAGUGACAUGAUGGUGGACAAUAAUCCUCUGAACCAGCUGUCUACGCUGGCAGGCCAGUUGUCCAACCUCCCCCCAGUGGACCAGACCCCUGUGUCUCCUGACAGACUGUCCUGUAACGACAUCAAGCCGUUCCUCAUCCAGCAGGCCUCUGGUGCACCGAUUGCAGUGUCAGUAUCUUUGUCCACCAGUCAAAGUGGUGCCCACCACCACCACUACCACCACCACCACCACCAAACCUCCUCCCCAACCAGCCCCGAGGACCUCCAACCGCCUGCAGGCCAUAGCAGGAACUACAGCCCCAGCCCCGUGGACCCAGAACCCAGCAGUGAGCACAGUGCACACACACGCACCAGCUCAGCUAGCAUUAGUAACAGCCAGCCCAGUACCCCUGCCCUGCUCGGUAGCACACAGCACCCAGACCCACAGAUGCUGCACAGCUGCCAGCACUGCGACACCUACUUCUCUGACAACAUCAUGUAUACCGUUCACAUGGGUUGCCACGGCUACGAGAACCCCUUCCAGUGUAAUGUCUGCGGGUGUAAGUGCAGGGACAAGUAUGACUUCGCUUGCCACUUCGCUCGCGGGCAGCACACGCAGUGACUGACUUUCCACGGUAACCCCGGGGAGAUGAAUUCCAACGAUGUUUGGUCGUCUCACCGAGAACAUGAACUUAUUCCCGUGUUUAUGAUAAUCAGGGAUCAGAGCGAUUCUGAUCUAGAUUUUAUUGUGUCGUUUUUAAAAUUUAUUUUAUGAUAUAACUUAAGAGAGUGAGUGUUACUUUGAAAUGAGGAAUUGAUGUUUCUAUAAAUGGGAACGCAAUCUGGAGGUUGGAGACAUUUAUCACGUGUCCUCCUCGGUGCCGUCUGAGAAUUUAAAGGAAGUCACUUCUUAUUUUUAAAAUGUAACCUUUUAUUUAACGAGGCAAGUUGGUUAAGAACAAAUUCUUAUUUACAAUGACGGCCUACCCCCUCCGGGGCCAAACCUUGACAAGGCUGGGCCAAUUGUGUACUGCCCUAUGGGGAUGUUAUACAGCCUGGAUUUGAACCAGGGACUGUUGUGACGUCUCUUAGCACCUUGAUGCAGUGCCUUAGACCGCUGCGCCACACGAGAGCCCAACUCUGAAUUAGUUACAUAAAUAUUGGUAUUGUUACAUGCGAGUGACUAAAUUUAUAGUUUAAAUGGCGAUUAGCAAGGUAUCUGGUUGCUGAGACUAGAGUUUAAACAGUUUUGGCCUUAUCUUUUAUUUUAUUGAUUUAUUUCACCUUUAUUCAGAUUGAUUCCAUGUGUUCUCUGUUCCACAUUCCGGUUGAUUCCAUGUGUUCUCUGUUCCACAUUCAGAUUGAUUCCAUGUGUUCUCUGUUCCACAUUCCAGUUGAUUCCAUGUGUUCUCUGUUCCACAUUCAGAUUGAUUCCAUGUGUUCUCUGUUCCACAUUCAGAUUGAUUCCAUGUGUUCUCUGUUCCACAUUCAGAUUGAUUCCAUGUGUUCUCUGUUCCACAUUCAGAUUGAUUCCAUGUGUUCUCUGUUCCACAUUCAGAUUGAUUCCAUGUGUUCUCUGUUCCACAUUCAGAUUGAUUCCAUGUGUUCUCUGUUCCACAUUCAGAUUGAUUCCAUGUGUUCUCUGGUCCACAUUCAGAUUGAUUCCAUGUGUUUUCUGUUCCACAUUCAGACAUCCUCUGUUGCUGCCAAUCACAUAAUUUCUUUCCUUCAGCUAGCCUUACUGAUUCAUAUUAACUGGUGCUCUUUAGCUAAUACCUCCUAAAUGAACAAUGAUCUCUAGCUUAAAUACAAUUUGCGUUCCGAGACAAAUCAUUCGGACUUGGAUAAAUCGUACUUCAUCAAAAGGCCAAAGUAUUCUUCUGAACCUGUUUUUAAAAAGUAUUUAAAAGUAUUUCACGUAACAGUUGUAGCAGUGUUGGAAAUGAUUGUGGUCCUUACAGACAGUAACGUAACACCACCCUUUCCUGAGUAUUGAAAUGAUUUGCACAGAU
Molecule: messenger RNA, 3101 nt
Organism: Oncorhynchus nerka (sockeye salmon)
Lineage: Eukaryota; Metazoa; Chordata; Actinopteri; Salmoniformes; Salmonidae
Product: zinc finger protein Pegasus-like
Exons: 4
Coding region: 395-1711 (438 amino acids)
Biological process (GO): regulation of transcription by RNA polymerase II
Molecular function (GO): DNA-binding transcription factor activity; RNA polymerase II cis-regulatory region sequence-specific DNA binding
Source: RefSeq, a predicted model, not a curated record